UUCUGCGAAGGCAAGGUUGCGUUCGCUGUGUGUCUGAGCAUAUUCGUGUGGCUUGUAUGAAAAGUGGUGGAUGCCUAAGACAACGUUUACCUGCUGAGGCUGACUUCUGUGAAGGGACGUACUAGAUGGAAGAAUUAUUUUCCUUGCGCAAGGAGUUGGACCUCCAGAAAUGUUGCAGUCAUGGAACAAGGGAAGAGUGCAUACUGCCAAACAAACUGCUCUUAUGGAACAAAGUGCUUUGGUGCUGCGGCGUCUACCUCACUGAGACUGAACCAGGAGUGCUGACCCUUUUCUCCACCCGUGAUAUUCCUAUUACAAGUCGCAAUGCUGCAUCACUCGAAAUACUCUUAAGGAUCAUAGGCGAACACGACAGCAUCAAAUAUGUCUGUUUCCGCCGAGUAGAUAUCGGUACUCUGAAGCGCAUCCUGGGAUCCUUGGGAAUACGAUCGGAUGUGCGCGAGUUCAUCUUGGAAUGUGCAUAUUUCAACGAAGAUAUGAGCCCUACCUUGGGCUCAUAUGCCUUUGAGGAGAUGUCUCCUGCAGUCAUUAAGGAUUUUGAGGAUUUCCAGUUCAUGACAACACAAACGAUAGCCACCAUGAUAUUAAGCACGGUGCGCAAGGCAUCAUCGCUCGAAGUGUUCCACCUGGACGAACCAGUUAAGGACGACGUUGCAGUUGAGCUAGGCAUGGAAUUGGCGAAGAAACGUUCUCUUAAAACACUUUCCCUGGGUCCACGUUGUACAGACGUUUCGUUCUCCUACAUAUUUACACUUCAUGCUAUGCGGUCAGCCGACAAACAACAGGCAUGCAACCUGAACUCCCUGACGUUGUGCGCAUUGUGUAUCGAGCGCAGAGGCGUUCCCAGUUAUUUGCUGCCAUAUACGGUGAUCGCUAACCGAAACAUGUCUCGGUGUCUUAAUCACACUGGAACUACUGAUGAUCAAAGUCUUCUUGACGAUGAGGUACUAAUGCUCGCUAACGCGCUGUCUGGCAACAGCAACAUUGAGGUACUCGUUUUGCGAGAUGUGCGCUUCAGCCUGGGCGGGGCUGCGGCACUGAGCCAACUGAUGGUCACAAACACGGCGUUACGUACAAUCGAUAUAAGCGGGAGUUCCCUCGGGACGGACGAGUGCAUAGCAUUGGCAGAUGGACUGCGGCUGGCGACGGUUCUUAAAGAAUUCAUCAUGGAAGAGUGUUACUUGACACUUACUGGCGCAAUCAGAAUGUGUGAAGCAGUGCGUGAAAACAAAUCGUGCAUAACUGUGAGCUUCGGUGAAAUUUGUUCUUUCAGAAAUCAGAUGACAAGAAGUGACUACGUUGAGUUAGCUCUAACCGACCCUAGAGGGAAAAUUCGCUUUUUCUGGGAUGCUUGCUCUGCUGCUACGAUAAUAUGCGCAGAGAGCCUUCUCAUGCAGCCACAACACGUGAAUAAAAUAGUACUGAAUGGCGAGACAGGCCAUGAUUUUCCGGCGGACGGAUUUUGCGCCUUUCUCGAACAGGAAGGGACACUGGUCGACGAAUUGCAUUUCUAUUUAUCCGAUCCGGCUUUUAACUUAGUGCGGAAGCUGGCUGAGUGCCUUCAGCGCCGAAAUGGCAUUCAGGCUCUUACGUUAACUUGUUACGAAGAAUACGAUGAACCAGCUCGCGAAGUACUGCGGUUACUCGCUACGAGCCUGGAGAAGAACACCACGCUCUCUGCUUUACAUCUUGUUUCCCAAACCAGCGACGUCAUUCAUUGUUUUGCGCGUGUGAUACGCAAAAACAAGUGCUUGAACGAGAUGACCAUAAGGUGUGAUCCACAGAAUAUCACUAUACAGGAGAUGGAGCAACAUAUGGAAUGCAACUACGCUAUCACAUCGUUUAAGCUUCCUACUGCGAGCUCACGUGAUGAAAAACUGCGGAUGGAAAGCCUGGCUGCGCGGAACAGAGUUUUACAAGAUCGAUCGCUGCACUUCAUGUCGGAGGACGUCCUUGUCAAGAAGUGCUGGAUGAAAGCGUUUGAACUGACACGUGGCACUGAGACGCUCAGGAGAGCCAUCAUGUCCAAGUUGAAGAAAUCGCAAGAAGAAGCGCAAUUUCUGAUCGACCGAAAGCAGCGGUACAUUCGCGACCACUACUUCAGAAUCACUGCAGUCUGCAAGGGUAGGAUCGUGUGCAAUGCAUCGCCAACGGGUGCGACUCAGCUAGACGACCUUCACGCGGAAUGCCUAUCUCAUAUAACGGGUUAUCUAAGUAUAAGUGAUGUUGUGUGAUCCGCUCUGUAACACUACGAUGAACAUCUAAAGUCAAGAUUGUCUUUACCUAGUGCGCUACACCAUCUCCAUAUUCAAUCUAUUUUCUCCACGUUCUACGUUACAGCAUGGGCGAGACAUGCUUGAAAGUGAAUCUACUGAUCAAAACAUUGUUAGUAGGUGUUGCUUUGUCUUUGUAGUAAAUAUAACCUUGAACGCUUUUAGCAUGUAUGAGCAAUACCUACACGCACAUAUACGCAUUGUUUGUUCAAUCGCCAAUAGCAUUUCCACCUCCUUUAUUACUUUCUUGUUUCUAGAGUGCUAAUCCUGUGCCUCUUGAACUGUGGACUAUGGUAGCCCUACACGAUGGUCAAAAUAUAUGCAAUGGGGAGAGCAAGGGUGCUCUUUCUCAUGCCGCUCUUGUUGUAUGUUUCUCUCCUUUGCAAAUGAUAAUCAAUAAAUAAGGGAGGAACACGUGCUUUA
Molecule: messenger RNA, 2714 nt
Organism: Ornithodoros turicata
Lineage: Eukaryota; Metazoa; Arthropoda; Arachnida; Ixodida; Argasidae
Exons: 2
Coding region: 126-2252 (708 amino acids)
Source: RefSeq, a predicted model, not a curated record